This is a messenger RNA of Blepharisma stoltei, 861 nucleotides long. Lineage: Eukaryota; Ciliophora; Heterotrichea; Heterotrichida; Blepharismidae. The record is from the annotation of a GenBank genome assembly.
AUGGAAUUUAGCAUAAAUAUGCUUCAUAAAUUACAAUUAAAGCAAGAUAUUGACGAGCAAGAAAUAGAGUCCCAAUAUCUUUGGUGCUGUGUUUUUCAUUCUCAUACCAUAUCAUAUAUCAAGCGAAUAGACUUAAAUAGCCUAUCAAUUACUGAGCAGGCUACACGAUUUACUCUAGGCAGAAAAUCUAUUCUCCCAAACAGCAAUAUCUACUGAGGAAUCCUCAAUCACCCUAGGUAUGGCUCAGCGAUUUUUAAUGACAAUUUUAAAUUUCCCAGUUUUCGGAAAAAAAAUAAGCUUCUGUUCAAUGAUUUUUGCUAUUAUAAAGGCGAAAUUUUCUCAUUUGGAAUGCCAAAUAUUGAAUGCAAAGCUACAUCAGCAAAAAAACUUAAUUUACACAAAAAUAGAUGAAAGGCUUUAGCGUCAUUACCUUUCAAGCUUGAUAUGAUUUCAUGCGUUGGAUUUAAUGAUAGAAUCUAUUUGACAGGAAAACAGUCUGGAUCAAUUUUUGAGUAUGAUAUUAUUUCUAAUUCUUACUCCGAAAUCAACAUGGACUUAGAGAGGAGAAGUGAAAAAUUUUUAUGCAAAAUGGGCGGGAAAAUCUAUUUAUUUGAUUCUUUAAGUGAAAAAAUCUAUAUUACAAAAGAUUGUUUCAAAACAUGAGAGGAGUUUUGUAGAUUUUCAAUAUCUCAGCAUUCCAAAAAUGCCCACAUGCUUUUCAAGUACUUUGAUUUUUAUAAAAAUUCUCUUUAUUUCAUUAUUAACUCAGAACUCUAUAGAUUUGAUUUCAAUGUAGAAGGAAUGAUCUAUAUCGGAACAAUUCAACAAAAUUUAAUAAUCAAUCACAUUAAAUAUAAAUAA